Molecule: messenger RNA, 1485 nt
Organism: Durio zibethinus
Lineage: Eukaryota; Viridiplantae; Streptophyta; Magnoliopsida; Malvales; Malvaceae
Source: RefSeq, a predicted model, not a curated record
AUGGAGUUGACCAUCCAUCCAGCAGAUGUUACUGGUACUGAUAAGGGAACAUGUUUCAUUCUCUUAAAAAUCGCUCCUCCACUUGAAAUAAAAAACCCAAAAGGCAAGUUCUUGAAAGAUUCCCCAAGAUAUAUAAAAAUAAGAACCGUACGUGAUUCCUCCCCUGAUCGUAACGUAAAAUGUGAACGCUUUUGCAACGUCUAUUCCACUGCCAAGUUCUCCUCCACUGUUAAUAGCGUAAAAGCUUCCAUUUCUAUGCAUAAGCCGCACUCAACCUCUACCCCCAGAGCUCCAACACUCAAAUCUGACGAUCAUUGGGCCAAGUGGACUUCUCCAUCUCUGCCUUUGGUAUCUGAGAAGACGAAGGUUGGAAGUGCGUUGAGCGGUGCAAUAGUUGGCGCAUUGAUCGGACUUGGUGCGAGUAAUUUGGAUCUUAUUUCAUGCGAUCCUAAAGCGUAUUCAGUCGUGUUGGAAUUUUUGCUCCCAUUGGCUGUUCCACUGUUGUUGUUCAGAGCAGAUUUGCGUCGCCUUCUGCUUUGCUUUGCGUUGUUUUUUCUGCAUUCUUCUUUGCUAGGCAGUGUUCAUGACAUUUGUUUUCCCUAUAGUUGCAAGACAGUUGCAACAACAGUUAGAACAACAUUGGCAUAUCUCAUUGUGCCAAUGCGAGCACUUGGACAAGAUAGUUGGAAGAUAGCGGCUGCCCUCAUGGAUAGGCAUAUUGGCGGAGCCGUCAAUGAUGUUGCCAUUUCAAAUGCUCUUGGAGUUUCUCCAUCAAUUUUGGCAGCUGGACUAGCUGCAGACAACGCUAUCUGUGCGGUAUAUUUUACAUCAUCGUUUGCAUUGGCAUCAAAAGUACCCCUAGAGACUUCGGCGUCAACCGAUGAUGUUGUGACGGCUGAGGGAUCUGAAUCCGGUGGUAAACUCCCUGUUCUAAAGAUAGCAACAGCUCUUGCAGUAUCCUUCACCAUUUGCAAAAUUGGGGCUUUUCUCGCAAAUUAUUUUUGGCAUUCAGGGAGGUAGCCUGCCAGCAAUUACAGCAGUGUAAUUCUGGCAACUCUGUUUCCAACCCCAUUUGGUCAUCUUGCACCAGCUGGGGAGGUUGUGGCUUUAAUUCUGAUGCAGGUGAGUCAACUUUAUUAGAUGUUGCUUGGCUCCAAGUCCAAUUUUUUACCAACUACUUUUGAAAAAAGGGAUUUGUUGUGUAACUUUAAGCUAUUGUAGCAUAAUCAUCAUCCUAUUUGCUGUUUCAGAUCUGUUUGCAAAUGACAUUUUUUCUGCAACUUGUGGUCGGUAAACAUGUAUUUUUUACAGUGGUGGGUGUAAGUGGAAAUGUAUGAAGUGUCAUCAACACAGCACCCAUUAUACUCAUGUUUUCUUUGAUCCAGAUUGCCAUACAUCUGGCUGUGAUCCUGGGAUUAGGGAAGCUAUUUCGCUUUGAUCUGAAGCUGUUGCUUAUAGCAUCAAAUGCAAACGUUGGAGGCCCGA